AUGGCCGCCAACAAACACUUCAAUUUAUUAUUCUUUUGCAUAACCAUACUCUUAAUUUCGGAUUCUUUGUCGACAAAUAAAAUAAGAGUAUCUAUUUCUGAAGAUCCUGACUUCGUUCCAGACCGGAGCCAGUUGGGCAAAAGAACAGUUGUAACGGAAAUGAUCCAAAAACGAUCAUCGCGACGUUCAUGCAGAUCAAUAGACACAAUAUUGUCCUGCUCUAAUGACGAUCAGGAUACAAAGGCAUUUCCUGGUCUAUGUCAUUGCGAUUCAGAAUGUAUUCUAUAUGGAGAUUGCUGUAUGAAUUAUAAAAAUCCUUGUCCAGAGACUAAUGUAAGUCUUGUGACUACGACAAAUCGGUCUUGCAAAAAAGUUCAGAUGACAAAUUGGAUAAAGCAACGAUUGCCAGCUAGACAGAAUAAAACGUUGGUUAGUUUAUAUAACUAUCGUUGUCUAAAAGGCUCUUUGGUCGUUACAAAAUGCCCUUCGCAUUGGAGCGAUAGUUACUAUCGCAAUAAAUGUGAGAAUAUAUCAGAUACAUUCAACUUUUAUAGUCAUGUACCUGUUGUCCAUAAUACAACCAAUAUCGCCUAUAGAAACAUUUACUGUGCUCUUUGCCAUCGAGUUAAUGUAACAAAUUUACAAGAUAUCCGCUUUUGGAGCAUUGCUAUAAAAUGUAAUUUAUCGGAAAAUGCUAUUGAGUUUUGGAGUUUACAGAGUGAUGGUCUAUGGAAAUAUUGCUCAUUGAUAUCGUUGAUUAAUUAUAAUGAUACGACAUCGGCUCCGCGUAGAAAGUGUCGUCUAGAAAUGGGUAAUGAAAUGAUCUCUACAUGUUUAUCUGAUCCAAAAUCUCUGAAGAUGAAUCAAAGUUUUUUUCAAGCAAUUCGAGACGGCUGCCAAAGCUAUAUCGCACCAAUCGUUUCUGGCGGACAAUUAUACCACAAUCCGUUUUGUUUAAUGUGUAGUACAACAGCUAUCCAUCUUAAUGUUAGUUGUCUGAUUAGAUCACCGCUUCCACCUCAAAUGGGUACUCUUGCAUUCGGGGAAGGCUUCAUAACAGAUCUGGCAAAUCCCGUGUACUAUGACCUACAUUAUAAUCCACUCACGAGCACGAUUACUUAUCGAAAGUUUAGAGGCAAUAUGAAAGACAGUUUUACGCUUACAAUAUUGCUCUUUUGUGAAGUAGGAAUGUUGUAUAAUCCUUGGACAAACCAAUGCCAAAAUGUGUUCCCAAAACCUAUCGCUAUAUUAUUGCAUCAAGAGAAUAAGACUGAUCCAUACAAAAAUUCAACCAAUAAUAAUAGUAGUAAUUUUGAAAACACUAUGCAAAAUCGAACUUGUCAUCUUACCUAUGGAAAUGCAAAUACUACUGCUUAUUUCAACGCUACUCAUGUUGUUUUUCUACCUACCAAUAAGACUUUCUUAGCUGCAAGAUUACCAAAUCACAAUAACCAUUUUUCCUUUUAUAACUGUACUACCAAUAGCAGUAGUGCGUUAGUCAAUCAGACGUUAAGUACUGUUGUCUUAUCCUCAGCUUUAUAUUAUUCACCUGCUGUAAUGUCUAUCGUUGCAUUUAUGUUGCAAAUUUAUUUUCAUUUUCACAAGAGGUUAAUUUGCCGAUGGUGUAUAGCAUGUUGGUCACUUACAGUUAUGUUGUUAGAGAUUUCUAUCAUCAUUAAUCAAUCGAUACAGUCAACUCCAUCUGCAAUAUCCUCGAUCGAUUGCGAUAUACUAUUAGCCGUCCAUCACUUUCUUGAACUUUCCACAUGUCUUUGGACUGUUGCGAUAAGUAAGGAUGUCUAUUACCGCAGUCGCCAUGAUGAUUUUUUACAUCAUUCAUCCUUUCCUUGCAAUAUAUUUUGCUUCUCCCUUAUGGCUUGGCUAUUGCCUGGUGCAGCGGUUGGAUGUUUCAUAACUAUCAAUAAAUAUAGUUUAGGACUAACGUAUGGUAACCAUACUCAUUGCCAUCUCCAAGACGCUACCAUUCUGGUAUGGUAUUCUUGCGUACCCUAUUGCAUCCUUGCAAGUGUCUGCCUUUUAAUCUAUAUCGCGGCAUUGCUAUCAAGAGUGCAACAUCAUCGUCAAAGCAAUAAGAAUGAUCGUCGCCUCAAUGAUGAUUCUACGUGUGGGUACACGACCGAUCAAGAUCAAUUCAGUGAAUAUCAAAAAAUUUUAUUCUUGAUGCUUAUGUCCACGGUUGUUAACUCCAAUCUCAUUGUACGCAGUAUUGCAACUAUGGCCACAACUACCCUAUCGUAUAUGCAAUAUAUCAGCAUUAGUGUUCAUUUUCUUCAGGGAUUGAUUGUCGGUUGUGUUUCAUUUGUUGUAUGA
Trichoplax adhaerens is the source of this 2331-nucleotide messenger RNA. RefSeq lists its product as uncharacterized. The transcript has 2 exons. Gene Ontology annotation, molecular function: transmembrane signaling receptor activity. The record is from RefSeq and is a predicted model, not a curated record. Lineage: Eukaryota; Metazoa; Placozoa; Uniplacotomia; Trichoplacea; Trichoplacidae. Gene Ontology annotation, biological process: cell surface receptor signaling pathway. Gene Ontology annotation, cellular component: membrane. Bases 1 to 2331 code for a protein of 776 amino acids.